Molecule: messenger RNA, 5789 nt
Organism: Gadus chalcogrammus (walleye pollock)
Lineage: Eukaryota; Metazoa; Chordata; Actinopteri; Gadiformes; Gadidae
Gene: rhbdf1a
Product: rhomboid 5 homolog 1a (Drosophila)
Exons: 19
Coding region: 2983-5670 (895 amino acids)
Biological process (GO): regulation of protein secretion; regulation of epidermal growth factor receptor signaling pathway
Cellular component (GO): endoplasmic reticulum membrane
Molecular function (GO): serine-type endopeptidase activity
Source: RefSeq, a predicted model, not a curated record
UGGUUCGAUUUUUUCUUGACCAUUUCUUGUCACGCCUUUCGUAAUGUGGGACGCGGGAGGAGGCCGACACGAGACUCGCGUGCGCUCGGUUGCGGCUCGGCGAGCCAAACGCGAUAUUUUGUGAUUAUUAUUCACUGUAUCAGCUUUAAUAACGAUACAGUCGGAACAUGGAGAGAUACAUGGAACGUGCAUCGUUAAUGCAGUGCAAUGCUAUGCGCUUUGCCUUGCAAAUUAUGACUUAAACAACGUGAAACGUUGUCUGGUAGUGUUGACUUAUCGUUUGUAUGGUAAAAUUGUCUAUACUGGUCCACAUGCAUCAGGGAAGUAUUGCACUCUAAAGUGUAUGUAGGGAGUACGAUAAUCAGGUUGUUAUAGACUAUGAGUUGAGCCCCAGGCUUUCGGUACCUGAAGCAGGUAAAAUAACGUCCAAUUAAAACUUUUGACAUUUCACUUUUACAAGCAUGCUCAAGCAAGGGGUUUGACAUUUUCCACCACGUUCUUUGUAUUUUGUCAAAAGAUUUUGAUUGUUCAAUUCUGAAAAACAACAACAUUGGUCAUCAUCAUGCAAUCUAUCCCAUCUUCAAAAGAGGAUUAGAAUGUCUAAAAUGUAAUGUCCAACUCAGUAUUUAUUCAUGCUUUCAUGCUCAUGACCGUGUCCUCCUCAUCUUUUCACUCACACCUUAACUCCUCCAUAUCAACAUGUCGGUGGCAUCAGCUGCGUCCUAAUCAAUAGGCUAACUAUCUGGAUGAUAACCAUAAUAAAUAAUCAUCAUCAAAAUUAUGUUUAUCCGAUUUCUAACAAUGGAAACGUAAUCUAGACUAUAUGACCCUGUAUGUUACAGUGCAUUUAUAUUUUCUAAACUUUGUAAAUCCAUGUCUUUCAGUGACACCAAUAACGCAACAUGGUUGAUUGUCAUAGUGUUAUUCUUCCGACUUAUUUUUUGAUCUGUAUGUUCCCUAUAUACAUUCCACAACUCACUAUAUUGAUACCAAAAAUCGGACUUGAUUAUUUACAGCGUCCAAUAAUACCCGAUCAGUCUAUAAUGAAAUUCUAUACUUAAUGUAUUUGAAUCUGCUGAGUUAUUUUGGCAGACAGUGCUUGCGGUAGCAGGGGCCACAUGGCCGGCCCCCCCCAGGUUUUGUGCCCAGUGUUCUUGAAACACAAUCUGUUGGAUGGGUGGAGUGUUCAUGACUGUGGGUGAUGUAAUCCCACCGAUAAAGCAAGCGGGCGCGAUGCCUGAUAGAGUCGGUCAGUCAUGCUCAUCUUGUGUGUGUGUGUGUGUGUGUGUGUGUGUGUGUGUGUGUGUGUGUGUGUGUGUGUGUGUGUGUGUGUGUGUGUGUGUGUGUGUGUGUGUGUGUGUGUGCAUUUGGGUGUGUGUGGGUGUGUGUCUGUGCGUGUCCUCGCCAACUGCCUCUGAGGGGGUAUUUUUUAUAUUGUGUGAGUCAUAUGUGUGGAUGCGAUAUUUGGCGGAGUGUGUGUGAACACAACACAAAUUAUACUAAUCAUCGUAAAUAAAUGAAAAGAUUGUGUGACUGAGGACUGAUGUCAGCAGCUUAGGCUGUUUUUUAUUGACUAGCUGGUAUGUGUGGAUGUUUGAAGAGACUGGAGCCUAAGGAGGAGGUAGGGAGGGCUGGUGGGUAGAUGGUACUGUAGUCAUGCAUUCAUGCAUUCAUGAGUCACUGAGUACUAUCCGUCCAUCUGUAAGUUAUGGCCCCAGUGCCGUGCAAUCGUGUUGUAUUCAAAAGGAACACAGCGCAAUAACUUCCCUUGGCCCGGUACCCUGAUCACUGAAACGGGUCUUUUUGUGAUACUUACAUUAUCAUUUUCCAUGACUUUUCUAUGGCAAAAAAAUAUAUAUAUUUUGAAAAGAUUCAAACAACUGCGCUCUGCAGUGACAUCAUGGACAGUUACGUUGGAGCCAGAGUUGAGCACGAUGUAGGCCUAUGACGUGCAUGUAUGACCUGGCCGUUAUAUCAGUAGAAGUAUCAAACAGAUUCCACCAUCUCUUUAUUGAACCAUGUGCACCAGAAACAUUACAUAUGUGAUGUGUCAAAGUACCCUGGAGUACAAGCGCGAGUAGGUGAUGGAAUCUGGUUGAAGCCUUAAUUACUUCAAGAUGCAGUAACACACUUCACUUCGUUUCCAUUACCAAGAUGGAGUCAUGUCUUUCUGUUCAUGAGGAGGCAAAGCAGUAUCUCUUUAAAUUCAAAAUAGUCUUGGCAUUUCCGGAAUAGUCCCUUCUCUUUUUUUGUUGAAAUAUGGGAGUUGUCUUCGUGUUGUGUUGGUCAUUUCCUUCAGUCUCUGGACAAGGGGCUUUCUGAAUCCACACUAAAUGGGCGUCAUUGUUCUGAAUAGUUCCAUGUGUGCAAAGAACGCUUGUCUAAACACAAAGCCGCAUCAGCCACAACGUAUUCUGAAACUGUGUCUUAUGAGUGUCUCCCAUGUUGGGUCAACCUGUCUCCCUUGAUAGUAUUUUGACUAUGGCUCAGGCCUAUAUCUGUAUUGGUACCAACUCACUUAUAGAUAGAUAGAUCAUUAAACGUCUCUGCAAAAGAUAUGUAACCAUUUAAAUAUAAAAGCUGUCGUAUCCCAACGAGCAAGUCAAUGUUCAUCUAAAUCCGAUGUUUAUUUGGACUUCAGAAUCCCACUUUAAAUAGUACAGUGUUUGUAAUGUCUCGCUGCAAACUCCUAAACUGGUAUGUGAGUCACUGCGGGCUGUGAUUAAAAUCCACAAUCGUGUGUAAAUGUUGUAAAUGGAGGGGCUAGGCAACUGUAUCCCGCGAGGUAGGACAUGCCACCGGACUUGUUCUGCUACCUUUCGGAGACAAUAAGCCUUCCUUUUUUCCUGCGUCGAAACAGAGAGGUUACAACUGCUUCUACGCACACCUGAACAACCCAGACAAACACAUGGAGCUGCGAAAGAAUGCCAAGCAUCUUUCCUUACAGUCGAUAGCUGGCAGGCGUGGCGUGGGGGGGACAGCAUGGCUGAACCGAGGCGAGAGAGCACCAGCAGCCUGCAGAGGAAGAAGCCUCCAUGGCUGAAGCUGGACAUCCCCAUGGCCCAGGUGUCCUUGGACGAGCCCCACCCCCUCGUUCAGCCGGUGAAGCGUCAGGGCUUCCUGCGCAGCAUCAGCAUGCCGGUGGAGACCACCCACCUCCAGUCCCCGCCCCGGGACUUCUUCGACACCCGGAGGCCCGCCUUCCAGCGCCAGUCCUCCAUCACGCAGACCAUCAAGAGCAGCAGGCGGGUGCACUUUGAGAGGAUUAACACGGUGCCCAUUAAAGGCCAGAGGGCCGCCCGCCACGCCUCCAGAAAGUACCACUCUCUCUCCAGAACCCUGCUCAGGGGCACGGCGGACUGGUUCGGCGUGAGUAAAGACGGCGACGCCACGCAGAAGUGGCAGAGGAAGAGCCUGCGCCACUGCAGCAUGCGCUACGGCCGGCUGAAGCCCCAGGUCCUCCGGGAGAUGGACCUGCCCAGCCAGGACAACAUCUCCCUGACCAGCACCGAGACGCCACCGCCCCUCUACGUCCCCACCUCGCAGCACGGCAUGCAGAAGAUCGUGGACCCCUUGGCGCGAGGCAGGGCCUUCCGCAUGGUGGAGGAGGUGGACGGCUACAGCGUGCCCCAGACCCCCAUCACCCCCGGCGCCGCCUCCCUCUGCUCCUUCACCAGCUCGCGCUCGGGACUCAACCGCCUGCCCCGCCGCCGCAAGAGAGAGUCGGUGGCCAAGAUGAGCUUCAGGGCCGCCGCCGCGCUGGUCAAGGGGCGCUCGUUGCGGGACAACACCCUGCGGCGGGCCCAGAGGCGGAGCUUCACCCCGGCCAGCUUCAUGGACGAGGACAUCCUGGACUUUGCUGACGAGCUGGACACCUCCUUCUUCGCCAGGGACGUCCUGAUGCACGGGGAGGAGAUGUCCACGUACGCGGACGAGGUGUUUGAGUCGCCGUCGGAGGCGGCCAUGAAGGAGGAGGAGUCUAACGACAAGUUGGACGAGACGGAGAUGACGGGCAGUGCGCUGGACAAGAGUGAGCUGGAGAGGAGUCACCUCAUGUUGCCUCUGGAGCGGGGCUGGCGUAAGGCCAAGGAGGGCAUGCCGGGGCCCCCCAAGGUGCCUCUGCGGCAGGAGGUGGUGAGCGUGAACGGGCAGCGGCGGGGCCAGCGCAUCGUGGUGCCCGUGCAGAAGCUGUUCAAGCGGGAGAAGAGGCCCUACGGCCUGGGCAUGGUGGGCAAGCUCACCAACCGCACCUACCGCAAGCGCAUCGACAGCUACGUCAAGAGGCAGAUAGAGGACAUGGACGACCAUAGGCCUUUCUUCACAUACUGGAUAACCUUUGUCCACUUGCUGGUCACUAUAUUGGCUGUAUGCAUUUACGGUAUCGCACCGGUGGGCUUCUCCCAGGACGAGAAGGUUGAUUCUGUUUUAAGAAACAAGGGCGUGUAUGAAAAUGUCAAGUUUGUACAGCAGGAGAACUUCUGGAUCGGGCCGAGCUCAGAGGCCCUGAUCCACCUGGGGGCCAAAUUCUCUCCGUGCAUGCGGCAGGACAAGCAGGUGCACGACCUGAUCAGGGACAAGAGAGCCAUCGAGCGCAACUCCGCCUGCUGCGUGCGCAACGACCGCUCGGGCUGCGUCCAGACCUCGGAGGAGGCUUGCUCGAGUACUCUAGCGGUGUGGGUGAAGUGGCCGCAGCAUCCGAGCACGCCGCAGCUCAACGGGAAAGCCCGGCAGCAUGGCUCCGUGUGCCAUCAGGACCCGAGGAUAUGUCAUGAGCCGGCCUCAGUCCCGCCUCACGAAUGGCCCGAUGACAUCACCAAGUGGCCGAUCUGCACCAGGUACAACACGGGGAAUCACACCAACCUGCCUCACAUAGACUGCACCAUCACAGGCCGGCCCUGCUGCAUUGGAACCAAAGGCCGGUGUGAGAUCACGUCGCGGGAAUAUUGUGACUUCAUGAUGGGAUACUUUCACGAGGAAGCAACUCUCUGUUCUCAAGUGCACUGCAUGGAUGAUGUCUGUGGUCUACUGCCCUUCCUCAACCCAGAGAUCCCAGACCAGUUUUACAGGCUCUGGCUCUCCCUCUUCUUACAUGCUGGGCUCCUUCACUGCCUGGUGUCGGUGGCCUUUCAGAUGACUAUCCUGAGGGACCUGGAGAAGCUGGCCGGGUGGCUGAGGAUCUCCAUCAUCUAUAUCCUCAGCGGCAUCACCGGGAACCUGGCCUCCGCUAUCUUCCUGCCCUACCGAGCUGAGGUGGGUCCGGCGGGUUCCCAGUUCGGCAUCCUGGCCUGCCUGUUUGUGGAGCUGAUCCAGAGCUGGCAGAUCCUGGCGCAGCCCUGGAGGGCCUUCAUCAAGCUGCUGUGCGUGGUGCUCUUCCUCUUUGCCUUCGGCCUGCUGCCCUGGAUCGACAACUUCGCCCACAUCUGCGGCUUCAUCUCGGGCUUCUUCCUGUCCUUCGCCUUCCUGCCCUACAUCAGUUUCGGCCGGACGGACAUGUACCGCAAGCGCUGUCAGAUCAUCGUCUUCCUGAUGGUGUUCGUGGGCCUGUUUGCCGGCCUGGUGGUGCUCUUCUACGUGUACCCAAUCAAGUGCGAGUGGUGCGAGCUGCUCACCUGCAUCCCCUUCACCGACAAGUUCUGCGAGAAGUACGACCUCAACGCCCACCUCCACUGAACUGAACGCCCCGGGGAGUUUGAGCCGGAGAAGGAGGUGGAGGAGGAAAAGGAGGAGAUGGAGAGGAUGACGAUGCAGACGAUGAUGAUGAUGAUGAUGAUGUCAGCCCCCCCCCCCCC